AUGGCAAAGAACAAAGACGACAUAAAGUACGCAACAGCUCAAACAAAGCAGUCUGAAGACGAGGCGAUACGAGUGAGAUACAAACAUGGGACACCACUUGAAGGAGGGAAGAUCGCAGAGUCUGAGCCUGUAGAGCUGUUCUCAAGUGCUCAAGGUAUCGAAAAGGGAAAGGAUCAGGCAGCUUCUGAACUUACUGGUGAUCAGAGACAGAUGCAACGUGACGUUAAAGACGUUCCAGGAACACGUACUGAUGAUACUCUUCGUUAA
Messenger RNA from Eruca vesicaria subsp. sativa (arugula), 267 nucleotides. The record is from the annotation of a GenBank genome assembly. Lineage: Eukaryota; Viridiplantae; Streptophyta; Magnoliopsida; Brassicales; Brassicaceae.